UGCUCUCUAGACAGGAGGGCGCGGUAGCUCAGGCCACCAAGGAAAACAAGGUGGGAACCAGACUGGCCGGUCGAGGGGACUGAGGAAGAUUAGGGACUUGCUUUAGAAUCCAGCAAGAAGGAGGGCGAGGUCUGCAGCGAGCACCAUGGCGUGGCCGUGCAUCACGCGAGCCUGCUGCAUCGCCCGCUUCUGGAACCAGCUGGACAAGGCGGAUAUCGCCGUGCCGCUGGUUUUCACCAAGUACUCGGAGGCCACCGAGCACCCGGGUGCCCCGCCGUCGCACCAGCAGCCGGCGCCCGCGCCCCCCUCGGCGCGCACGGUCGCCAUAGAAACACAGCCGGCCCAGGGCGACGGGGAUGCGGUUGCCCGGGCAACAGGGCUGGCGCCGGGGCCUAGCGGAGAACGAGAGGCUGGGGCCUCCUCCGGCCGGAGCGGACCGGGCCCAACCUCUGGCUCCGGCUCCACCUCCAGCGCAGGUCCCGCGGACUCGGUGAUGCGGCAGGACUACCGCGCCUGGAAGGUGCAGCGGCCUGAGCCGAGCUGCCGGCCGCGCAGCGAAUACCAGCCUUCGGACGCGCCCUUUGAGCGCGAGACCCAGUACCAGAAGGACUUCCGCGCCUGGCCGCUGCCGCGCCGCGGGGACCACCCGUGGAUUCCCAAGCCCGUGCAGAUCGCCACUUCUUCCCAGGCGGCAGUGCCUGCGCUCCGUGCCCCCCAGCGCCGACCGCAGAGCCAGGAGCGCUGGCCUGUGCAGGCCGCCGAGGCCUCGGAGCAGGAGACGGCCCCUGGCGGAGCAGGUGUCCUUGCGGCUGGAAAAGCGUCCGGUGCAGAUGAGCGCGACACUCGCAAGAAACCUGGGCCCGCCUGGAUGGUGCGGCGCGCCGAGGUGUCGCAGAGCCAGGAGCGCUGGCUGGUGCAGGCCGCCGAGGCCCCGGAGCAGGAGGCGGCCCCUAGCGGAGCAGGUGUCCUUGCGGCUGGAAAAGCGUCCGGUGCAGAUGAGCGCGACACUCGCAAGAAACCCGGGCCCGCCUGGAUGGUGCGGCGCGCCGAGGUGCCUCAGAGCCAGGAGCACUGGCUGGGGCAGGCCGCUGAAGCCCCGGAGCAGGAGGCGGCCCCUAGUGGAACAGGUGUCCUUGCGGCUGGAAAAGCGUCGGGUGCAGAUGAGCGCGACACUCGCAAGAAACCCGGGCCCGCCUGGAUGGUGCGGCGCGCCGAGGUGUCGCAGAGCCAGGAGCGCUGGCUGGUGCAGGCUGCCGAGGCCCCGGAGCAGGAGGCGGCCCCUAGCGGAGCAGGUGUCCUUGCGGCUGGAAAAGCGUCCGGUGCAGAUGAGCGCGACACUCGCAAGAAGCCCGGGCCGGCCUGGAUGGUGCGGCGCGCCGAGGGGCUGGGGCAGGAGCAGACGCCGCUGCCCGCGGCUCAGGACCAGGUCCAGGCCACUGGCCCCGAGGCGGGCAGAGGGCGUGCGGCGGCCGACGCGCUCAACAGGCAAAUCCGCGAGGAGGUGGCGAGUGCAGUGAGCAGCUCCUACAGGAAUGAAUUCAGAGCAUGGACGGACAUCAAGCCUGUGAAACCGAUAAAAGCCAAGCCUCAGUACAAGCCCCCAGAUGAUAAGAUGGCUCAUGAGACCAGCUACAGUGCCCAGUUCAAAGGGGAGGCCAAUAAGCCAACCCCAGCUGACAAUAAGGUCAUUGAUCGCAGAAGAAUACGCAGCCUCUAUAGCGAGCCCUUCAAGGAACCUCCAAAGGUGGAGAAACCUAGUCUCCAGAGUUCCAAACCAAAAAAGACCUCAGUGAGCCAUAAGCCCCCGAGGAAGGCCAAAGACAAGCAGGGGGCGUCGGGCCGGGCAUCCAAGAAGAAGAGCGCGGAGGGUGCGCGCACCGCCCCACCCGCCGCGGACAAGGAGCAGAGCGCAGAGAUGAACAAUAAGCUGGCUGAGGCUAAAGAGAGCCAGGUCGAACCCACCAGGGAUUCACCUAAGAAUCAAGGUCCUGUAGCCACAGAGCCAGACAAGGAUCAAGGUCCAGUGGGCCCAGGGCCUCUGAAAGAUCAAGGUCCUGGGAUCCAAGAGCCUUCAAAGGGCCAAGGCCCCAUAGCCCCAGAGCCUCUGAAGGAUCAAGCUCCUGUGGUCCCAGGGCCUCUGAAGGAUCUCGGUCCCAUAGUCCCUGCGUCACUUAAGGAUCAAGAUCACAUGGUCCCUGAGCCUUUAAAGAAAGAAGGUUCUGUGAUCCCAGCACCAGUCAAGGACCAAGAUUCCUUGGACCCCAUGCCUCUAAAGAAUCAAAGUCCUAUGGUUCCAGCAAGAGUUGAAGAUGAAGGUUCUGUGGUACCAGAGCUUCUGAAGGAUCAAGGCCCCACGGCCUCUGCACCUGUCAAGGACCAAGGUCCCAUGGUCCCUGAGCCUGUGGAUCAAGGCCCCAUGGUCCCAGCACCUGUCAAGGACCAAGGCCUCAUGGUCCCAGCACCUGUCAAGGACCAAGGCCUCAUGGUCCCAGCACCUGUCAAGGACCAAGGCCCCAUGGUCCCAGCACCUGUCAAGGACCAAGGCCCCAUGGUCCCAGCACCUGUCAAGGACCAAGGUCCCAUGGUCCCUGAGCCUGUGGAUCAAGGCCCCAUGGUCCCAGCACCUGUCAAGGACCAAGGCCCCAUGGUCCCAGCACCUGUCAAGGACCAAGGCCCCAUGGUCCCUGAGCCUGUGGAUCAAGGUCCCAUCAUCCCAGCACCUGUCAAGGACCAAGGCCCCAUGGUCCCUGAGCCUGUGGAUCAAGGUCCCAUCGUCCCAGCACCUGUCAAGGACCAAGGCCCCAUGGUCCUAGCACCUGUCAAGGACCAAGGUCCUAUGGUCCCAGAGCAACUGAAGGAUCCAAGUGCCCUGGUCAUAGAACCUGUGAAGAAGGAAGGUUCUGUGCUAUCUGAGUCUGUAGAGAAACAAGGGUUAUUGGUCCCACAGCCAGUCAAAGAUCAAGGGAGAGGGGUCUCAGAACUUCUGAAGGAUCAUGAUUCUGUGAUUGCAGCGCCUGUCAAGGAUCAAGGCCCCGUGGUCCUGGAGCCUGUCAAAAGUCAAGUUCCUAUAAUCCCGGUGCCUCUGAAAGAUCAAGAUCCUCAGGUGCCACCACCAGCAAAGGACCAAGGUCCUGUGGUUCCUAAGCCUCUGAAGACUCAAGGUCUCAGGAGCCCUCAGCUGCCCACGGUCUCACCACCACCCCCAGUCAUGAUCCCAACUGUCCCCCAUGCAGAAUAUGUCGAUGGUUCCCCUUGACACUCACCCCUUGACAUGCCAAAGAAGGAGCUGGAGGUGAAAGUGCUCCCUCUCAGGGGCAGCAAAGACACU
Dama dama (fallow deer) is the source of this 3328-nucleotide messenger RNA. RefSeq names its product microtubule associated protein 6 (gene MAP6). NCBI's taxonomy places the organism in Eukaryota, Metazoa, Chordata, Mammalia, Artiodactyla, Cervidae. Bases 146 to 3256 code for a protein of 1036 amino acids. Gene Ontology annotation, biological process: microtubule cytoskeleton organization; cytoskeleton-dependent intracellular transport; dendrite morphogenesis. Gene Ontology annotation, cellular component: cis-Golgi network; axon; Golgi-associated vesicle. The transcript is spliced from 4 exons. Gene Ontology annotation, molecular function: microtubule binding; calmodulin binding. The record is from RefSeq and is a predicted model, not a curated record.